This is a messenger RNA of Clonostachys byssicola, 510 nucleotides long. Lineage: Eukaryota; Fungi; Ascomycota; Sordariomycetes; Hypocreales; Bionectriaceae. The record is from the annotation of a GenBank genome assembly.
AUGGCUCGAAAUUUGGAACCCCACAAGCAGACUUCGCGACCAGAUCUUAUACCUGACGAGUUUCUUGCAUCUACACCUCCUCAGCCUCUCAAGAUCAAGCACAUCGACUUCGCAUCAUCUGCUUUACCUGAAAAUGCUGAAUGCCUUGCCCUCACCAUUGACAACAUUCUCUCCAAGGCAGAGUGCGACCAGCUGGUCUCUUUGGCGGAAGCGAGCGUUUUAAACAUAAAAGAAGACGAAACGCCAUGGAAGCCUGCAACAAUAAAAAUUGGCCACGGGAUUCAGGCUACGGUGCGAGACUAUCGACACUGUGAUCGGAUCGAAUGGGAUGAGCAGUCGAUAGUGGACCGCAUAUGGGACCGAUGUGCACAGGCUCCUGGAUUAAAAGAGCUCUUGGCCGAGGUAGUCCCUGAGGGUAGCUUCGACGGUGAGAAAUGGGAGUUUCGUCGUUUGAACCAACGUAUGCGCUUCCUCCGCACACUGCGACAACCCGAUCUGGUACAAACAUAA